Suncus etruscus (white-toothed pygmy shrew) is the source of this 577-nucleotide messenger RNA. It is a transcript of the gene RNASE12, whose product is annotated as ribonuclease A family member 12 (inactive). NCBI's taxonomy places the organism in Eukaryota, Metazoa, Chordata, Mammalia, Eulipotyphla, Soricidae. Gene Ontology annotation, molecular function: nucleic acid binding. The coding region runs from base 53 to 490 and encodes 145 amino acids. The transcript has 2 exons. The record is from RefSeq and is a predicted model, not a curated record.
UCAGAACACUUAUGAAACUAGUGCAAAGGAUGUGAAGUUACUCAUAUCCCUUAUGGUAUUUAUGGUGAUCAUCUUUAUGGCGUUUCUAUUCUGGGAAAAUGAGCUGAAUGAAGAUAUAGGGAUAAUGACCUUACAGCACUUACACAUGGAUUAUCCUAAGAGCAACAUUCCUAAAAGGUACUGCAACAACAUGAUUUUACGAAGAAUCAUCAGGGAACCUGACCACACCUGUAAAAAGGAACAUGUCUUCAUCCAUGAGAGUUUCCAACAUCUCAAUAAUGUCUGCAGUUCUACCAAGAUGAUGAUUUGUCAAAAUGACACCUCGUUAUUCUGUUUUCAGAGUGAGAAAAGAUUUAAAGUGACAGUGUGUCAUCACCUGGGUGGUACCAAAUAUCCUGCAUGUAGGUACACCACUUUCCCCACAGAAGCCUUUAUCAUUAUCAGCUGCAAUGUCUUGGGGCCAGAUGAAUUUUAUAAAUAUGUCGAAUAAUUUGAAACAAGUUCCCGAAUCUGACAGCAUCUCUUCUCCAGUCUCACAGGAACUGGAAUUGGUUUUCCCUGAGGCAUGCUGCUAACU